Molecule: messenger RNA, 3993 nt
Organism: Molossus molossus (Pallas's mastiff bat)
Lineage: Eukaryota; Metazoa; Chordata; Mammalia; Chiroptera; Molossidae
Gene: NCDN
Product: neurochondrin
Exons: 7
Coding region: 798-2936 (712 amino acids)
Biological process (GO): neuron projection development; regulation of neuronal synaptic plasticity
Cellular component (GO): dendrite
Source: RefSeq, a predicted model, not a curated record
GGGCCCUAGGUUCGGGCAAUACCCACAAGCAAGAUGGCGGCAACGGCAGCACCUCCUACGGCUUAGCGCCCCUCCGUGCUAUUGGCCAGAACUUGGAGUGAAGCCGCCGCGGAUUGGUCGAGAGCGCUGCGGGGGUGGGGGUGGAGCUGCAGCAGCCUGGAGCCCCGAGUGGGCAACGCGGCGUGAGCAGCGGCCCCAGGCUCCCGGAGCAUCGCGCUCGGAGAAGACCUCGCCGCUCCGGGCCGCAGCCUGGUGAGCUCAGCCCCCUUCAGGCCCUCCCCUACAUCCCAGCCGGAGCCUCUCCGAGCCGGCGCUGAUCGACGCCGACACACCCCGGAGACCCUAUCGUGACUCCAUCGCGCCAUAUCGCGACAUCAUCGUGCCCUGUCGAGACUCCAUUUUGUCACAGCUCUUUUUAAUAUAUAGCUAUAUAUUUUUUUAAUUUGCCCUGUCAUCUUUGAGGGCUGUCCCAUGUCGUGAUUUUGCCGUGAUCUCUCCGUGACAUCACCGCGCCAUCGUGAAGUGUGAUCUCAUCGCUGCCCUGUCGUGACUUCAUCAAUGUCGUGUUGUGACCUGGCUGCGGCGGGACAGGUGGUGACCGCCAGGAACCUUCCUCCCCUUCUCAUCUCCCCAUCUCAGCAGCCCCUCUUCGAUUAUCCGGCUUUUGGAUUCUCCGUUGUCUUGGGAGCUACCCAGGACCCUUUCUUGCAUCUCCAGCCCCUGCCGGCAUCCACAGACUGGUAGUGGGGCGGGGAGGGUGAGGAGAGGAAGAGCAAGCGUUGGGCAAGACGGGCAUCAUGGCCUCGGAUUGUGAGCCAGCUCUGAAUCAGGCAGAGGGCCGAAACCCCACCCUGGAGCGCUACCUAGGAGCCCUCCGUGAGGCCAAGAAUGACAGCGAGCAGUUUGCAGCCCUGCUGCUAGUGACCAAGGCAGUAAAAGCAGGUGACAUCGAUGCCAAAACUCGGCGGCGGAUCUUUGAUGCCGUGGGCUUCACCUUCCCCAAUCGUCUCCUGACCACCAAGGAGGCGCCAGAUGGCUGCCCUGACCACGUUCUUCGAGCCCUGGGCGUGGCCCUGCUGGCCUGCUUCUGCAGUGACCCUGAACUGGCUGCCCAUACCCAGGUCCUGAACAAGAUCCCUAUCCUUAGCACCUUCCUCACAGCCCGGGGGGACCCUGAUGAUGCUGCCCGCAGGUCCAUGAUUGAUGAUACCUACCAAUGCCUGACGGCUGUGGCAGGUACACCCCGUGGGCCCCGGCACCUCAUUGCUGGUGGCACCGUGUCUGCCCUGUGUCAGGCAUACCUGGGGCAUGGCUAUGGCUUUGACCAGGCCCUGGCACUUCUGGUGGGGCUGCUGGCUGCUGCUGAGACACAGUGCUGGAAGGAGGCAGAGCCUGACCUGCUGGCCGUGUUGCGGGGCCUCAGUGAAGAUUUCCAGAAAGCUGAAGAUGCCAGCAAGUUUGAGCUCUGCCAGCUGCUGCCUCUCUUUCUGCCCCCGACAACCGUGCCCUCUGAAUGCCUCCGGGAUCUGCAGGCCGGGCUGGCACGCAUCCUCGGCAGCAAGCUGAGCUCCUGGCAGCGCAACCCCGCACUAAAGCUGGCAGCCCGCCUGGCGCACGCCUGUGGCUCCGAUUGGAUCCCGGCGGGCAGCUCCGGGAGCAAGUUUCUGGCCCUGCUGGUGAAUCUGGCGUGCGUGGAGGUACGGCUGGCACUGGAGGAGUCAGGCACAGAGGUAAAAGAAGAUGUGGUGACUGCCUGCUAUGCCCUCAUGGAGUUGGGGAUCCAGGAAUGCACUCGCUGUGAGCAGUCACUGCUUAAGGAGCCACAGAAGGUGCAGCUUGUGAGCAUCAUGAAGGAGGCCAUUGGAGCUGUCAUCCACUAUCUGCUGCAGGUGGGGCCAGAGAAGCAGAAGGAGCCCUUUGUGUUUGCUUCGGUUCGGAUCCUGGGUGCCUGGUUGGCCGAGGAGACCUCAUCCCUGCGCAAGGAAGUCUGCCAACUGCUGCCCUUCCUCGUUCGCUAUGCCAAGACCCUCUAUGAGGAGGCUGAGGAAGCCAAUGACCUCUCUCAGCAGGUGGCCACCCUGGCUAUCUCCCCCACCACCCCAGGGUCCACCUGGCCAGGGGAUGCUCUCCGGCUCCUUCUGCCCGGCUGGUGCCACCUGACAGUUGAAGAUGGGCCCCGGGAGAUCCUGAUCAAGGAGGGGGCACCCUCACUUCUGUGCAAGUAUUUCCUGCAGCAGUGGGAACUCACAUCCCCUGGCCAUGACACCUCAGUGCUGCCCGACAGCGUGGAGAUCGGCCUGCAGACCUGCUGCCACAUCUUCCUCAACCUCGUGGUCACUGCACCAGGGUUGAUCAAGCGAGAUGCCUGCUUCACAUCUCUUAUGAACACCCUGAUGACAUCGCUACCUGCACUCGUGCAGCAGCAGGGGAGGCUGCUUCUAGCUGCCAAUGUGGCCACCCUGGGCCUCCUCAUGGCCCGGCUCCUUAGCACCUCUCCAGCUCUUCAGGGAACACCAGCGUCCAGAGGUUUCUUUGCGGCUGCCAUCCUCUUUCUGUCACAAUCCCACGUGGCGCGGGCCACACCGGGCUCAGACCAGGCAGUGCUGGCCCUGUCCCCUGACUAUGAGGGCAUAUGGGCCGAUCUGCAGGAGCUCUGGUUCCUGGGCAUGCAGGCCUUCACAGGCUGCGUGCCACUGCUGCCCUGGCUGGCCCCCGCUGCCCUGCGCUCCCGCUGGCCACAGGAGCUGCUCCAGUUGCUAGGCAGUGUCAGCCCCAACUCCGUCAAGCCUGAGAUGGUUGCUGCCUAUCAGGGUGUCCUGGUGGAGUUGGCACGGGCCAAUCGGCUGUGCCGGGAGGCCAUGAGGCUGCAGGCCGGUGAGGAGACAGCCAGCCACUACCGUAUGGCCGCCCUGGAACAAUGCCUGUCUGAGCCCUGAAGGGUUUUCCACUGGGGAGAAACCCAGGGGUGGGCAGUGAGGGAAAGAGGGUGGAGGCAUCUUCCCUGAAGCCCCCAAACUGGAUUCCCCUCCCCAAACUCCCCCCCAAACACCCCAGCUUUCUGGCUUUUUCAAGGGCAAGGGCGUGGUGCCCACCCUUCAAGUGUAAGGAACUGCGUCCUGCCCCCUGGGGCAGCUCAGGGACAGGGAUUGUCUUGGAAAUGAACGUGGCUGUCCCCGCCGGGGAUUGGAGUAGCCCCCAGGGAGGGGGGCACUAGGUGUCAUUGUGCCCAAUGUCUGGCUUCCCCACAGGAGGGAGGCCUUAGGGUGGGACAAGGCUGGCAGGAGCUGGCUGCUUCAGCCCAUAUGCCCUGCCGGCCAGGGUAUGGGCUCCCCUAGGCUGUGGUGCCCUUCUGGCCUCCCAGGUCCAUGUCCUUUAAAUUGGCCAUUUGAUUCUUGUCCUUGGCCCUAUUGAGCAGAGAGCAGGCUCAGGCCAUUAACAUCGCAGUUCUUCCUAUCAACUUCAGUGACCCAGGGUUUGAAAUGCCACAUCCAUCCAGGAAAACCUAGGGCAGAGGGCCUGGGGUGGAGUGGAAUCUUCCACCUGAGCCUCAUUGAGGGGACCCAGAAGCCCUUGGGCCCUGGUCUCUAAGCUUUUGUGUCGUGUUGCAGCAGAGUGAUUUCAAGGGUUGGGGGUUAUUUAUUUUGCCUGUCCUUAUCCCUGCUGGGACACCUGAGCAUCUGAUUUCUGUCCCCCUGGUGUCAUCUGGCCUGGCUGGAGCCAGGAACAGGAGGGACACUUCCCCAGAAACCGCAUGUUUCCCUAGUGAUUGCACACCAUUGCCAUCGUGGUGCCUGGCUUUAAAUCCCACCCCUGCUUACGACUCCUCUGCAGAGAGACGCGACUGGCGACUCCAGCAGGGACUACCAUUCUUAGGAACCCAGGGGGACCCCCCACACACCUGAUUCCUUGCCCCCCCCUUCUACCCCAAGUGCGUUCUGUGAUCGCCAAGUUCAAAGCUGUGCACAUGUGGACACUCAAUAAAUGUUCAUUGAA